CAGACCUCACAACAGAAAAAAAAGUGUUAAAGACAAAGGACCGGACAGCCUUUUGGGAAAGCAAAAACCAGAUCAGUUAGUUUUUUAGACCGCCUUGUAGAGGUUCGGGUGUCUCACCACCGGUCGGAACCGGGUGGAGCAACACGAGAGACGCUUCAUGUUCAGCUUUCUGGUGAUGGAAAGUCCUGCAAAACGGCAGGCCUGCUGACUGGAGGGACACAACGGUCAAGGCACACACACUCACAGGAUGGAGGAAGUGGAAACGCACAAGAGAGGGAUGACAACUUGAUUCAUGAUUUUUAUCGGAGGAUCCCAUUUUCUUCAAACUUUUUAGUUUUCCACCCCUCUCUAAAUUCUGUCCUGAAUUCUACUUUCUACGUCCUCUCCUGUUGAGAGAGGUGGUGUUUAUUUACCUUCCACCUUCCUCUGAGAGCCUACAUAGCAACACAGACUCCUCUCUUCCCGGAGGUCGAGGGGGCUGCCAUGGGAACGGCUGUCCUGCCUUCAAUGUAGCGUCCUGAGGGCAGUAGUGGUGGAGCUGGAGGAGGAGGACGUGGCGGUGGCGGCGGCGGCGGUGGUGAACGUCCAGGGAUGGGCAGUACUCCGCAUCCAGCCAGCGAGUGGAAGGAGAAGGGCCGAGGCGGGCUGCAGGAGCUGGGCUGCAUGCCCUGGAAGGUCAGCAAGCAGAAAGCUGCCGGAGGAGGGGGGGAUGCGGUUUCAGGAGCAGCAGAGAGGAGGAGGAAGGAUCCGAGGGACGGUCAGCUGCAGCAGGAUCUCUCCUCGUCGUCGUCCUCCCUCUCCCCGCCGGCUCCCCAGCAGACUUCUCCUACGACUCCGGCCAUAUAUCACGAGAAGCAGCGGAGGGAGCUGUGCGCAUUGCAUGCGCUCAACAACGUCUUCCAGGAUGGGACGGCCUUUAGUCGGGACACCCUGCAGGAGAUAUUCCAAAGGCUAUGUCCCAGCACUAUGGUGACGCCUCACAAAAAGAGCAUGCUGGGAAACGGGAACUAUGAUGUAAACGUCAUCAUGGCGGCAUUGCAGACCCGAGGGUUUGAGGCAGUCUGGUGGGAUAAAAGAAGGGAUGUAGGCAGCAUCGAGCUGUCCAACGUGGAGGGCUUUAUCCUGAACGUGCCGUCCAAUCUGCGCUGGGGGCCUCUCCGGCUGCCACUAAAACGCCAGCACUGGAUUGGCGUCAGGGAGGUGGGAGGUGUCUACUACAACCUGGACUCUAAGCUACGCAACCCUCAGCCUAUUGGCAGUCCUGAUGAGCUCAGGAAGUUUCUCCGUCAGCAGCUGCGAGGGAAGAACUGUGAACUCCUGCUGGUUGUCUCAGAAGAGGUGGAGGUCCACCAAACAUGGCGCUCUGAUGGCUGAGGGUUCAACCAGCCAAUCCCAUCAGCCAAGCGGGCCUGUCGCAGGACGAGCUGGAGACGAAGUAGCGUUGUGCACCGCCAAGCGCAUUGAUGCAUCCUUGCAGUUGUACUUCCUUCCCACCACGCUUGUUUUUUUUUCUUCUUCUUCCUUUUCUUUGGGUUUUGUUUACACGGCCGUUGCUGAACACUUAGCUGAUCCGACACACAAACUAAUGAAGGAGGCAAACAUUUUACAGAGCGAAUCAAUAUAUAUAUAUAUAUAUAUAUAUAUAUAUAUAUAUAUAUAUAUAUAUAUAUAUAUAUAUAUAUAUAUUGAUUUCUGUCUUUCCCUUUUUAUUUUCUCCAAUUUCUAAAGUUGUGAGAGAUUUGGACCUAAGGAAAAUGCAGAUUUUUAUGUUUACUAUUUUUUUUCCUCCUCUUUUUUUAAUGUUUUAUUUUACUCCAUAUUUUCCCACCUUUCUCACCAAAGUGCACCCUGGCUUCUAUUCCCCUCAUCUCGAUCUCAUCGAAUCCCAGCUCAGAGUGAGAGGUUUACCACAUCGCCAACUGUAUGUGCAUUUCAGCAAUUCCCUACACUUCUGGCACCGACUCACCCUUUACUGUAGAAUCUUUGCCAAUGCAACACUUUUUAUAUUAUGGCAACAAAGCAAUGCAACACUCAGGCCAAGUACUCCCUCUAGUGCAGGGGUCACCAACCUUUUUGAUGCUGGGAGCUACUUCACGGGUCCAGAGUAACACGAAGGGCUACUUGUUUGAUACAACUGUAAAUAUUCUUGGCUCAGCCUUUAUAACAAUAAUUCAUAUAUCUAUAUAUGAUUACAUGCUGCCUGAUCAUAUUAAUAUUAGGGACUACUCACAAUAGUUGUCAGUAAGGACAGAUACGGUUAAUUGGUUAGUUCACAGAGUUUCAAGUUUGAUUCCCUUUUGGAGCGUUUCUGUGAGAUGCUAAAUUUCCCCCAAGUGACUGAGAGUUCAGAUUGUUGCAGUAACACCUGCAGCUGCACAGCUGGACACACUGAGUACCUUGAAAAUUUCCUUUAAAUAAAAAAGGAAAGAAUAGUUUUGUUUUAUUAUCCAACCCUCUUUACCAGUAGCAAAAUUGUGGAGAAAAAAAAGAUCUUUUGUGUACAGUCUGUGAGGAGUUAGGUGGGACACGCCAAAGCCUAAAUCUGAUUGGUCAGUUUGCUUUUGAGAUCCGACAGAUCGGAGGGUAGCACAAAACUGUCACUGCACCUGACCUGCAAGAACACAACCACCUCCCCAAUGCGCAAAAAUCAGCACAAAUCUAAACCACAGGAGCAGCGGACAUUUUUUUUUCAGCCGAUGCUAAAUAAUAAAGACAUGGAAGUGAAGCCUGCCCUUGUGGUUCACGGAAAGAGGAGAGUGUUGAUCGCAGGUUCAGGUGGAGUCAGACGUCCAGAGGACGAGAAGGUGAAGCAACAAUAUUUGCUUAAUUUCUACUCUACUUUGGAUGGAUUAAAUUCGAUUAGAGUAAAUGGUUUAACCUGCAGACUUAGCGUGAGGAAGAGCGGUCGACAGGUGACCAUCAGCUCUGCAGUUCGGGAAACAUCAAAGAGCCUCAUACACUGACGACCUGCCAGAACCGCACAUGGUAAAAAGCUCCGCCGGGAUCCAAGCCGCUCUUAGAACUACGGGAGGUUCAAACUGCUCAUUCAUUUUUAUCUUACAGAAAAGCCCCAAGCCACCAAAUAAACAAAAAUAAACUGACCAAUAAGAUUUAGGUUUUGGGUGGCCUUUGACACCCAGAGACUGACACAGAUGUGCGCUACGUACAAGAUGCUUUGGCACAAAAGUUCUUUUUUUUAAUUUAAAGGCAGAUCUCAAGGUUCACAGAGUCUGUACAGCUGCAGGCGCUGCUGCCCUCCGAUAAAAUCCUGCAGGCGUCUGCGCAGUUCUGAACUUUAACCAUAGGAAAGAGUUUUAUACAUAAAGCAAUUUAUUUUAAACAUUUUUAUCAUUUUCUUUUUUAAAACUCUAAAUAUAAACAAAUGUUAUUACUUCAUUGUAAAAACAUUAAAUUAAAUAAUUUCGUUGGCAGUGCUGCCUAAUGACAAUGGCUAUUUUUAGAACUUGCUUGGCGGGCCACUGACAAGGUCCCCGUGGGCGACCAGGGGCCCGCGGGCCCCUCGUUGGUGACCCCUGCUCUAGUGGAUAUUUGCUCCAGCUUGCUUAUAUUGAUGAUCAUCUAGUUAUGUGUUUUUAAAUUUCUUCUCACUGUAUAGACGCUUCUGUAAAGGAAAGAAAUAUGUUAUUUGUCUAAGACGUAUUGCACUACACACAAACAUCACCCGUCAGUAAAGAAUUAUAUAUUUUGGGUUUGAUGCCAAACCUUCUUCCUCUACGGAUCAAAUGCAGCAAAAUGCAUCCACUAAUACAGGAGGAUAACUUUCAUGCUGUGAGUCAUGCUGACUUCAGAUUUAAAGUUUACGUGCAAAAUCUUUUACUGAGUGAAUUUAUUUGCCCCUACUGACGGAAUGAUCGACAGUAAAAAUCAUGACUUUACACUAAAGGUCUAGACGCUAGCUCUUUACCACUGAAAUGUAUCCCUUUGUCCUGAUUCGUUGUUGCUAGAGUUUUGUUUUUAGGUUUUUGCCUCAGUGACUUUUCCAAAGGGUCCCAGUCACAGCAGCCCUCUGUAGCACAGGAACUCAGCAGAUAAAGGGCUUUUUCUCAUCUUCCUGUAGUUUUUUUAUUUUAUUUUUUCGUAUAUGAAAAGCAGCCAAACACAGCUUUAAAAGGAAAUCACUGACUGUCCCAGCAAGUUAUUGACUGUAAUCGGAGGAAUCUCGGUUAAAGGAAGUUGUUUUUAAAGCGCAUUUGAGCGAAGAAAGUUAUUUGCUUGUAAACCUAAAAGGACCUGGGGCCUCGUGCAUAAAGCGUGCGUGCGCACAAAAAAUGUGCGGCGCCAUACUUUACGCGCAUGUCGGCAUGUCUAAAGAUUAACUUUGCAUCAAAAGCUUGCGUAAACAUACGCACACUUUUUCGGGGGCGUGAAAAUGGGCGGCAGCCACGCAAACUUUUUCUGUAGACAAUAUCAAACUACAAAGCGUCAAAACUCACCUAAAUACACUGAAAUCCGAUGACAUUCGGUGUCAUCUAGACCAAGAAGCAUCAAACCCGAUGUUUUUCAGAAUUUUCAUAUUUUAUUGUUUAAACGUAAACGAUAAAACUGAACCACAUUUAUCCUCAGACAAUAAGCUAACAUGCACACAAAAUAGAGAAAAUAAAAAUAAAAGUUUGUGAAAACCUCACUCAAAUGUAAAUAGUACUCUUUCUCAGUUUUUGUCUCAUAGAGAUGUAACGCAUUGGUCCGUGCGCCGAAGCGCAUAAAAUGCAUGUAUGGGGUCAUUUCAUUCUCACUAAAAGUAGAAAACAUGGUUGGAUCAGCAGAUUAACUCAAACCUGUUGAUGAUAAUUAAUCAACAGGUUUGAUUAUUUUUAAGGUGAUCAAGGUGUGUGUGCAAUCAAUAAGCACCACAAAGGUUGCCGCGUAAAUGUGGAGCUUUGGCUCUGAUGGAGAACAUCGUCAAUGGAAGGAUUCAGAGGGAGCGAUUGAUCAGAGAUCAUAUUGAUCUGCAGGGAAAUGUUGAUGAUGGUUUAUGAGCGUUUAGAUUAAUUCAGACUGAUCAUCCUGGAGCUCUGAGCAAAACUUAAAGAGCAGUGCCGUACCGGUCCGACUGCAGUCAUCCUUCAGUCGAGUCGCCGGCCUUGUGAAUGCGCCGGCCUUAUGGACAUGAAUCAUUCUAUUAUUCAGCAUAAACGUCCACAUUCCCCACUCACAGGACUCUCUGGCUCGCUGUCUGUCUUUAAAUCCCGGCUGAACGCGUUACUGUUCAAACAGGCAUUUGCAGGAUGUCUUUAUUUUUUUUUUUUAUUUGAAUGUUUUUGUUUUUCUUUAAAAUGUAUUUUUUAUUUUUGUGAGGUGACAUUCUGUGUCCUCAAAGUACAUUUUAAAUAAAAAAUAUUAUAGUAAUUAGAAAUACUUAUACCGCUUCGAUCAGGACGUUGCCAAGGUUACUGCUUCCUGUUGUGGCAGACUUCCAGGUAUUUAUACUAAUUUACAUAUGUAUUUACAACAGCUCCGCUCUUUUUUCCGCAAAUUAGGAUUUAUGAAGGAAAGGUGCGCACGGCUUUAUGCGUCCGAUUUGUUUUGUGCGCCGCACUUUUCAAAAUUUUUCCGUACGCCAAGUGUUAGUGUGAAAACUACGCACUCUUUUAUGCAUGAGGCCCCUGGAGAGCAAAAAAAAAAAGGUUUUUGGAGGUACUAGUCUAGAAAGUUGGAUGAAAAGUGAAAGUUGUUGGCGAUCUGGUGUCGUGUCUAAAGAAGGAAAGCUUUUCGGUUGUUUGUGAGGCGAUUAAAAGUUCACGUCUAGUUAAAGUCUUCGUAUUAUAAAUGUUAGUGAUUGAAUUGGCCUUAACUUGUUUACAUGGAAAAAAUAUGUAGAUUUUAGAGUUUGGUGCCAUAUCAAAAAAUCCAAAGGAGCAGUUUGUUAUAUUUGGGAGGAGAAAUGGUAGAUGCCCUUCCAUUUUUGCAGAGCAACUACUCCCAUGUUGAGUUUUCACUUUUUUCUGCCAAGGAAUUUGUUACACUUCUUUUUUUUUUCUUUUUUUUUUUUUAAUAAGCAAUCCAAGUAUAGAAGUUGUGCAUGUGUUAUUUCAUAUUUGAAGCAACAUCCUCAUGUUCAAGGCCUGUCUGUAAUCCUGUGAUGUCACAUUGUAUCCAUGAGAAACUGCGUUUAACUGUCAGAUAUUUUUAUUAACUGAACACCGACACAGUGACCUGUGUUGAACAUUUGCAUUCAUAUGCCUUUGCUUUAUUGCCAUGACAAUCCAUUAAGUCCUUCCCCCUGGAGGAAUCCUGAUUAUCAGUGUACUUUAUUUUUUCAGAAAAAAUAAAUAAAAUCCUCAUAUUUGGCAUUUCAUGUGUUAUUGUGUUUAAAAUGGUAAUAAAUUUGUACAUUUAUUUUA
This is a messenger RNA of Gambusia affinis (western mosquitofish), 6362 nucleotides long. It is a transcript of the gene josd1, whose product is annotated as Josephin domain containing 1. Gene Ontology annotation, biological process: protein deubiquitination. The record is from RefSeq and is a predicted model, not a curated record. NCBI's taxonomy places the organism in Eukaryota, Metazoa, Chordata, Actinopteri, Cyprinodontiformes, Poeciliidae. The coding region runs from base 592 to 1374 and encodes 260 amino acids. The transcript is spliced from 5 exons. Gene Ontology annotation, molecular function: cysteine-type deubiquitinase activity.